AGGUCCGGGCCUUGGCGCGUGCGUAUCGGCCGCCGGCAGGGCUCGUGCCUGCUCGACCAGGCUUGGCCUCGGAGCCCCGGGCCACUUCCGCCAACCCGACCUCCAAGCCAGCCUGUGCCUCCCGGUCCCUGGCCUCCUCCCCGGGCCCGCGCAUCCUCCGGGAACUGAGUCCGCGGGGAGACCGCCCGUCCGCAGUGGAUCCCGGGGGGCCUGACGCGAGGGGCGCGCGCGCUGCGCCCGCGCCCGGGGUUUGUUGUUUAUACCCCAUGUUACCCCAUCACCAGAAGAAUCUGGGCAGAGACUGGACUGCACCGUGGGAGAAUCUGCAAAGGUGUUGCUGGAACAGACAUAUUUCUAGUUGUAUGAGGUGGCCUGGAUAUUAUUCCCGUGCUCCUUACCCGUACUUCAGCAGUAGGCAUUUUUCACUAAAUUGGAGACCACCUUGUCUGUUUGAGUCUAGAACUCAGUUUCCAUACUGGAACUGGAGACCUGACAACCUGAGCCAGACAUCUUUGAUUCAUCUCUCUAAUUACGGCAUGCACUCUGAGGGAGAUGAACCUUCGUCAAAAAGAAGAAAACACCAAGGCGCAAUAGAACGACAUUGGGAAUACAUACGUAACCAUAAUAAAGAAAAAACGACGAUCCUAGGAGACAAAAAUGUUGACCCCAAAUGUGAAGACAGUGACAAGUUUGACUUUUCCAUGAUGUCCUAUAACAUACUAUUACAGGAUUUACUGGAAGACAAUUCACACCUCUAUAGACACUGCAAGUGGCCAGUAUUACACUGGAGUUUCAGGUUUCCCAAUAUUUUGAAAGAAAUUAAACACUUUGAUGCAGAUGUACUUUGUUUGCAAGAAGUUCAAGAUCAUUAUGGAACAGAAAUCAGGCUAAGUUUGGAAUCAUUGGGUUAUCACUGUGAAUACAAGAUGCGGACGGGAAGGAAACCGGAUGGUUAUGCCAUUUGCUUCAAACAUUCCAAAUUUUCACUCUUAUCAGUGAACCCAGUGGAAUUCUACCGCCCUAAUGUUCCUCUGUUGGACAGAAACAAUGUUGGAUUAGUGUUGCUCUUGCAGCCCAAAGUUCCUAGUGCUGCGUCUCCUGUGAUCUGUGUAGCUAACACACAUCUCUUGUAUAACCCAAGGCGAGGUGAUAUUAAGCUGACGCAGUUGGCAGUGCUGCUAGCAGAGAUUUCCAGUGCUGCCCAUCAGAAAGAUGGUGGCUUCUGCCCUAUUGUUAUGUGUGGUGACUUUAAUUCUGUUCCUGGUUCUCCACUCUAUAGUUUCAUAAAGGAAGGAAAAUUGAACUAUGAAGGACUUGCCAUAGGAAAGGUAUCUGGCCAGGAACAGUCUUCACGGGGACAAAGAAUUUUAUCUAUUCCAAUUUGGCCCCCAAACCUAGGUAUCUCACAGAACUGUGUGUAUGAGGUACAGCAGUUACCAAAAGUAGAAAAGACAGACAGUGAUUUGACGCAAACAGAGCUGGACAAAGCGGAGGUCUUGGUGACAACUGAAAAAUUAUCUUCAAAUUUACAGCACCAUUUCAGCUUGUCGUCUGUUUAUUCCCAUUAUUUUCCUGAUACUGGAAUUCCAGAAGUGACUACCUGUCAUUCCCGAAGUGCCAUAACUGUGGAUUAUAUUUUCUAUUCUGCUGGAAAGGAAGAGUUGCUAGCUAGACUGUCACUUCUUACAGAACAGGACUUAUGGACUGUUAAUGGACUUCCUAAUGAAAAUAACUCUUCAGAUCAUCUGCCUUUGUUGGCUAAGUUCAGACUUGAGCUCUGACUAUGCUUUGAUUACAUACUGUAUUCUCUUUCAAAGAACCUUAAGUUCUUAAGAGUUUGCAUGUUGCUUAUUUUUGUGCUGUAAGAAAACAUUGUUAAAUGUUUGAAACAAAUACCAGAAGAAAAACGUUUACAUAAUUUUCUUUUUAAUAAUGAAAAAAUAUUUUCUGGACAAGUGUGAGAUCUAAAUGCUCUUUAUUGUAAAAGAGUUGUAUUUUUUAUUAAAUCCCAGUAAACUGACAGUGAUUUUUAAAUAUAAUGCAACUUCUUUAAAAAAAAAGAAAGAAAGAAAGCAAAUGGAGGACUAAUUCAUGUUACAACAUGGAUGAACCUCAAAAAAGCCACUUAGAAAGGAUCAUAUAUUAUA
Manis pentadactyla (Chinese pangolin) is the source of this 2147-nucleotide messenger RNA. RefSeq names its product protein angel homolog 2-like. NCBI's taxonomy places the organism in Eukaryota, Metazoa, Chordata, Mammalia, Pholidota, Manidae. Gene Ontology annotation, biological process: 3'-UTR-mediated mRNA stabilization. The record is from RefSeq and is a predicted model, not a curated record. Gene Ontology annotation, molecular function: mRNA 3'-UTR binding; 3'-5'-RNA exonuclease activity.